UAGACACCAUUUUAGAUACCUAGAGAGAUUAGACGGGGACGGUCGGCGGUCGUCGGAUUCGGUUACGGUUAGGAAGUUGUAUUUGAACGGUAAUUUAGGCUUUAAAUUCAUCAUGACUUUUAUGCAAGGACUAUCGAUGAAGACUCUAAGGCACCACUACUCGUUGGUGCCGUUAUUUAUAUCUGUUGGUGCAGGAGCUCUGCUGGCAGCUUACUAUUUAGGUAGACUAGCAAUCAAAAGUCCAGAUGCCAGCUGGGAUAGGAAGAAUAAUCCACAUCCCUGGACCAAGAUCAAGCCAGAUCAGAACAUAAAGUUCAUUGGUGCUGGAAAUGUUGACUUCAAGAACAGGAAACAACAUUACCCAGAUUACAAGGAUUAAAUCACAAUUAACUGCUGUAGAGAAACAAAUUAAUGGAGUUUAUUGGAAUGAAUGCCUAUAGUGUUCAAGAUGAGAUUGUAUUUUUAUCUUAACCAUAUUUGAAAUUGAUUAUCCUGCUGCAGCAUUCGCGGUUGCUUUGCAUUACUGUACAAUCAUCUUCAACAGUCGUAUUAAAUAAUGCACAAAACCUUUACCUCAGAAAACUAGAAAUACAAGGUUAUUAUUGAUAUUAUUGUUCAUUAUUCACACUGUUUGAAAUUGUUUGCGUGAAAACUAGGGUACCAUGUAAUUUAAUAGCCAAUUUGAAGUGGAUUUUUGAACAAAAGUCAGAUACUUAAAAUAUCACACUAACUGGUUAUAAUGUUACAUAGUGUUGAAAUAAAAAUAAAUAAGUUAAUAUA
Messenger RNA from Anneissia japonica, 780 nucleotides. RefSeq names its product cytochrome c oxidase subunit NDUFA4-like. The record is from RefSeq and is a predicted model, not a curated record. The coding region runs from base 113 to 379 and encodes 88 amino acids. The transcript has 4 exons. Lineage: Eukaryota; Metazoa; Echinodermata; Crinoidea; Comatulida; Comatulidae.